This is a messenger RNA of Blepharisma stoltei, 981 nucleotides long. The record is from the annotation of a GenBank genome assembly. Lineage: Eukaryota; Ciliophora; Heterotrichea; Heterotrichida; Blepharismidae.
AUGCAGCCUUUAUUUUUCCUAUUAAUUUAUUGAAAAAAUGCACUCACUGUAAGAUUUGUAAAAAUGUCAAAUAAAUCAUCUGGAUGCCUAGUAUCAUUUUUUGGAUGCUGCAGAAGGCCAAAGCGAAAUGCUAUAAGUGUUGAUAGCCGAGGAACGUUACAUAAUUACCGAGAAAUGAUGGUUCAAAGUGUAUGUACCCAAACAAGUGAAAAUCAUGCUUUAAACCAUACAAGUUUUAAUCAAGAUAAAAUAGUGAUAAGCACUCCUGCAUCAUUCAAGCCUGUUAUUGUAGUAAAAAAAGGGAAAACUUUUGAACCACAGUCACCGACAGCUGAGUCAAAAUCAAAUAUUCUUUAUUAGACUUGGCAGGAUAUUUAAAAAGUUGAUUUUUAAAAAAUAAGAAUUUUCUAUAAAAAUUAGACUAAUAGAGCAUAUACAAAAAUCUGGGGAUUUCGGCUCAUCAAUUGUAUCAGCUUUUCAAAAUGAUGCAGGAGACACAAUACCUAUCGACAGCAGCCAAGAAGCUUUAUUAUCUCCACGUACAUUUAGACAAAUUUUUAAGGACGGAAAUAAUAAUAUUUCGUGAAGCAAGUCUUUUUCGAGAUUAAAUCCACUACCAAAUCCUUUUGUGUAUGAUACUAUGCCAAUUGGUAAAAAGUGAAAACUUGGUGUGUGCCUUUUAAGCAGAAAAUAAUUUCUGUGCCAAAAACUAAAAAUUAUCAAUAUAAAAAACCUUAUUUAUAUAUAUAAAGCAUCCAAUAUUUCUGAAAUUGGUAUAAAAUUUUAAGACCCAAGCUAGUUCCUAUCACUCCAGAUGCUUUUUCAAAAAGAAUGCCUGGAACCCAUAGGGAAUCCAGGAGAAAAGAGCAAUUUGAUUACCUUGACAAAAACAGGCUGCCUUUUAAGAAGAGUGUAGAAGAAUUACCGAAAAUAAAUACGAGAUACUUCCAAGGAAGAGAACAAGGACAAGUGGAAGCAUAA